AUGGGCCUCUCACAAACACUUCUCUUCUACCUGCUGCUGUGCGUCCACCUUGGAGUUUCCCAGCACUACCUUCGCCUCCGUCCAUCUCCCAGUGAUCACCUCCCCGUGCCUGACCUCAAGGAGGACCCCGACCCGGAGUACGACCCCCGGGAACAGGACUUGUCCGAGAGGACUCUAAGGAAAAAACUCGGCAGCAACUUUGACCCAAACUUCAUGUCCAUCAGCUCACCUAUGCUGGUGAACCUCUCUGCUCCGGACAACCAGGUGAAGCUGCAAGGGCCCAUGCCCAACGAGAUUAAAAAGCUGGACCUGACAGAGACCCCAUAUGGAAAGCGGGUCAAAGUGGGCAAGAAGGCCCGCAGGAAAUUUUUGCAGUGGCUCUGGACCUACACGCACUGCCCCGUGGUGUACACCUGGAAGGAUUUGGGCGUGAGGUUCUGGCCGCGUUACAUCAAGGAGGGGAACUGUUUCUCUGAGCGCUCGUGCUCCUUCCCCGAGGGCAUGUCUUGCAAACCCGCCAAGUCAAUCAACAAGAUUUUCCUGCGGUGGUAUUGUCAAGGGUUUCUAAAACAGAAAUUCUGUACGUGGAUACAGGUGCAAUACCCAAUCAUCUCAGAGUGCAAGUGCUCGUGCUGAUUUUCUCUAAGGAAGGAGUGUUGGUGGUCGCGGGGGGAGUGGACUGGAAAUACGGUUUCUAUUGCACUGUUAACUCUCUACAGAGGUGGGCACCAUAGCAAAUCUAUUUUUUUAUAUAGCAUUUUAAGUGAAAUACCAACAUUGUACAUAUUUAAGAAAAUGCAGCUAUUUUUUUCUAAUUGAACCAGGACCAUAUUUUAUUCUCAACCCUGAAACGUGUUUUUGGGGAACACGAGCACUUCAGAAGGAAGAGCUUUUUUGAUAUUUUUAUGAGACUUUGAAGAUGGAAUGCAUAUGCUACACUUCUCCAAGAGGUGACCUUUUUUUCAACUGAACAUUGAUGCUGACUGUUAUUUCACUGCAAUGCUGCCUAGAGUUUUUGUAUAAUAUUAAUAUCAAUAAUAAUUAAAUUGUAAAAAAAAAAAGUUGAGGUUAAAGAUAUAUAUAAAGGCGUGAACUCAGCUUUUUGGAAUACAUAGUAUUGUAGAAAUAAACAAAUCUGUACGUUUUAUUUAUUAUUUUAACGAUUGUGAGUAUAGAUCAUAAGGACAGAGAAUAGCAGAGUAUACCAGAAAAAAAUAUGGGAGAUGUCUACUUGAAUAUUUCUAAAAAUAAAAAAAAAAAUCAAUAAAAUAAAUAAAAAAGUAAAACAUAUCAGUGUACAUGUUAUGUUUACACGUUUUAGCAAUAAAGACUAUGUUUUCAACGUGUUUUAGUGUCAAGCAAUGUUGCUUACAACGAGGGUCUAUAUGCAGUGGGCGUGUACACUGUAAAAAAUAUCACAUGGCCAUGGUGUCUCAUUCAGUCCUCAAAUAUUUCCAGACAUGAAAAAGUCUCCGGAUAGAUGAAAAUGUGUGAACUCAACUGCGAAAAGAAGGGUUGAAUUUGAAGGAUUUUAUGUUUGCAGCUGUAGAGAAAUGCUAUCUUUUCCAUGACAGUUUCCUUGAGAAGAAAAUUCAGCUAAAUUUGGUGAAAAUGUUUCAGACUGACUGACAUUUUUUACAGUGUGCUCAGCCGUGCUCCAGAGAGGAGUGGAGUCACAAACUGCACAGUAAGUCCAAGCUUCAGUGAUUCUGUGUGGACUGCCUGACGCUCCACGCCGUCACAGUGAUUUGAGAAAGGGCUGAUUUACUACGCUGCGUAAUCUACAACACAUACCUCUAGCGCCUCCACAGAACUGGCAUUCAUUUGUCUCCUCCAGAGGGAGAGGGAGAGAGACGAGAGCACGCACAUUCAUCUGCCAGGUCUGCGCACAGGCUCGUCCCAGGGUCUCCGAGGUGUUAACACAAUGCGUAAAAUAUGAUUCAAACGUUUCAAACACUGUCACAUGAUGAAACGGCGAGCGUUUACGCGCGAGCCAGGGGCGUCUGGGGUCUGUGCUUUUUACUCUGGAAGCUCCACACAAGUUCCACUGAGGUAUUUGUAUAGAGGUAGACUGGAGCAGACCGGCGCCUAUUCAAGUCUGACCGCCCUGAAGAGAGAGAGAGAGAGAGAGAGAGAGAGACGAGAGAGAGAGCGAGAGAGAGAGGAAGAGAGAGCACAAAGCCCAUAAAACAAUGGUCAACUGUUUUUCACGUUAGCAGACUAUUAAUUGGAGAGCUGCUGUCUGCGCGUUAAAGAGAUAUGGCCAAUUAAAGGCGCAGGGAAAUUAAGUUCAGGGAAAUCAAAGCGUCAUUUUCUGUGAGCAGGGCUUUUAUAGUGUUUAUAUUAUUCUUUAAACACAAUCAACGACUUGAACAGAGCUAUGACUGCAUGUCUGAAAGCAGCUUGUGUAGUAUUUCCACUGAGCGCAUCUUGUGUGCGUUAAAGUGAUUUGUGUUUCUGCGGGCAGAGUUGGAUUUGACACUUGCCGCCCGGUUAUUGUGACAGAACCACUGAGGGGAUUUGGUAAGCAGAGAAGAACGGCAGCCUGCCAGCGGAGGAGGAGGAAGAGGAGGAGGAGGAGGAGAAGGAGGGAAGGGGGGCUGCUUUCCUUACUGUCAGCUUCUUUCUUGAUGAUGUCUCGGGGUUUUUAGAAACUGCGUCUCUGACUCGACGGCGCCACUCAGCCGCCCCCUCUCGACUGCGCAGAAUGAGGCACUUUGGGAAACAGUAA
Xyrichtys novacula (pearly razorfish) is the source of this 2731-nucleotide messenger RNA. NCBI's taxonomy places the organism in Eukaryota, Metazoa, Chordata, Actinopteri, Labriformes, Labridae. The record is from the annotation of a GenBank genome assembly.